Oncorhynchus masou masou (cherry salmon) is the source of this 4783-nucleotide messenger RNA. Its product is annotated as exosomal polycystin-1-interacting protein-like. The record is from RefSeq and is a predicted model, not a curated record. Lineage: Eukaryota; Metazoa; Chordata; Actinopteri; Salmoniformes; Salmonidae. The coding region runs from base 256 to 1221 and encodes 321 amino acids. The transcript is spliced from 4 exons.
GAGACUCGAACAUUCCAACCCGGAUCGUUGCACAUUUGAAGCAGAAUACCCAAGGGAUAGAAGAAGUGGACUCAGUGAAAGGGAGAUCAUACAGACAACUUAAAGACAAAGAGAAGGAGAGAGAAAGGUUGAAAAGAAAGAGAAAGAAUAAGGGAGCAGGGAAAGAGAGAAAGAAUGGAAAGCUGAAGACUUCUCAUUAACAAAUAGUGGACAGUUUUCUUGGUUGCUAGCAACAACGGCGCCACACAAACAUGAAUGAAUGAAUGUGCCUCUACUCUCAAUGAGACAGGGGUGCGGAGUUCCAGCGUGUCUCCCAGCAGAUGUGGAAGGCUAAGUUGCUGCGUCAGGAGCAGAGCUAAAAGGCUAACAUCUGAGAAGCAGAGAGGACGACAACAUGCCUCCCUGACCACCGCCAGCGCCAUCCCUAUUUGCAUACAACCUUCAGGAUAUCCACUCAGUGAAGAUGUAGUCCAACUGGUUGCCUUGGAGAUGUUUCUAAACAGGGCUUCCUCUUGGCGCUGUCCCCAUGCCCUGUUGCUGUGGACUCUGUGGGUUCUACUCCUCCCCUCAACUGUCACCCUGACCACAGGCCCCGGCAACAGCACCCUGCUCUUUGACAGCACCGACAACAGCAACAGCCUGCGGAACUGCAGCUGCUCCGCCCACAUCCAGGACUGUGACGAGGCGCUGGCCAACCUGCUGUGCAGCUGCCACACUGUGCUGCGCUCCAAGCUGACCCCCGGUGGCCUGAGGGAGCAGGGCGGACUGACUGUGUGGCUCAGAGAGCCCUGGGUUCUCACAGAGCUGCUGAAUGGCAGCGUGGUGCUCGACCUCCGCCUGUCGUUCUGUGGCACUGGCACCCUGGCCAUCCCCAACCAGUACCUGGCCCUGUUUGGCCUCCGUAGGCUGAGGGUCCACAGUGCUGCCCAGGAUGCUUCACACCUGGAGCAGGUCCUCACCAUCUCCUCUAGGAGUAGGGAUAUGGAGGGGAUGGGGUACCUCUCCUCCACUGACCCCGCCUCCCCCUCCUCCGUUCUCCAUGUAUCCAUCCUGGAUGUGUCAGUGCUAAAUGGGUUGUCGUCCCUGAAGGCCUACAGUGUGAGUGCCACUCCCAUGUCCACCCUCUUCCAAUACUUCCCCCACCUGCCCCUACACCCCUCCACCGCCCUGGAUCAGCCCUCGGAGCCCCAACAGGACUGCCUCCUCACCUUCAUAUACUAGACCUGUAGACUCUGAGCUCAGAGCUAGAUCUGUGGAAACUAGACUGGGCUGGAUGGAUGACACAGGUGCCUACAAGAGCUCCAUCCACCCAGAUGUUACUGAAUGGGCUUGAUGUGCAGAGAGCUGUGCUACUUUUCAAUGUGUGUCUAUAUGGUGCAUUUCUACAGUGCAGGAAAAAACAAACACUAUUGUCUGUCCUCAAGAGGACUCUGGACAAGAAAACACAACCAUCUCUGAGAAGAAGAUGGAGUCAUAUUUCAAUAUCACUGCAAGAGAAAGGGAGAGGUCCGGUUAGGUGAGAGUAAGACAACGAUGGCAUCCGUCUGCUGCUCUACAAACUGACAGAGCUUGUAGACCUGCUGCUGACAGUUAAAUUUUCCAGCUGCUCUUUUCUCUCGGUUAUUGCGUGCAGAUGGCCUAUUAAAACAUGUUGUUUUGAAACCGGUUACGAUGGCUGCCUUAUAAAUGGGCCAGUCUGAUUAGAACCUUGUUGGAUCGUCAGGCGAUGGACUUCACUCUUCGUGACUGUACAGUUCUGAAUCCACCUACUUAAGCUGGACUUGGUUGGGGUUUUAUUCUUGAUGAAGCUAAAAGCGUUUUGGACUGGUUUGAUCUGGAGAUUGGUCCGCCCAUGCUGGAUUGAUUACAUCACUCUGUUUCUGGUGUUCUAGAAUUCAGAGUUGUCCUGGAACAACCUUGGAAUGGAGUGUUCUCAUCUCUAUGUUCGACAAUGUGUUCUUCGGCUCAUGUUCUAGAACAGGGAUGAGCAAACUUUUUGGCUCGAGGGCCACAUUGGGAUUUUGAAAUUCAACAGAGGGAUGCACAUUAUUUUUUUCACUAAAUAAUAAUUCCCCCAUCAAAAGUUUGUAAAAAAAAUACUCAAACCUCCCGCCGGAUUGAAUGUAGUUUGCCCACUCCUGUUCUAGAAUGACCAUGUAUAUUUACUGUAGUACCUUGACCAGGGACCUACUAUAGACCAGCCUAGUAAGGGUUAAUAAAUUGUACUCAUGGUGUAAAAAAAAGGAGCAUGCAAAGAGGUGUUAGGAACUCAAAAAGAAGUUCUACACUCAGAAAACGAAUGGCACCAAUCUGGUCUUUAUUUCCAUCUCACAUCCUGAGAGAGACGUAAACAUUCAAUUCAUCUAAAACCACUCUCACAAACAAAGACUGCAGCCAACACUUCUGUUCUGUAGAUCAUCCAGAGUCUCUGAGUGUGUGCAUGCGUGCAUAUGAAUGUGUGUGUCUACGCGAUGUGUGCAUGUGUACAGUGCAUUCGGAAAGAAUUCAGACCCUUUCACCUUUCCAACAUUUUGCUACAUUACAGCCUUAUUUGAAAAUGUAUUAAAUUAUUUUUCCCUCAUCAAUCUACACACCCAUAAUGAGAAAUUAAAAACAUUUUUUUGUGAAAAUGUAUUUUAAAAUAAAAACCACAAAUACCUUAUUUCUUAUAUUUACAUAAGUAUUCAGACCCUAUGCUAUGAGACUCGAAAUUGAGCACAGGUGCAUACUGUUUCCAUUGAUCAUUCCUGAGAAGUUUCUACAACUUGAUUGAGUCCACCUGUGGUAAACUCAAUUGAUUGGACAUGAUUUGGAAAGUCACACAUCUGUCUAUAUAAGGUCCCACAGUUGACAGUGCAUGUCAGAGCAAAAACCAAGCCAUGAUGUCGACGGAAUUGUCCGUAGAGCUCCGAGACAGGAUGGUGUCGAGGCACAGAUCUGGGGAAGGGUACCAAAAAAUGUCUGCCGCAUUGAAGGUCCCGAACACAGUGGCCUCCAUCAUUCUUAAAUGGAAGGAGUUUGGAACCACCAAGACUCCUCCUAGGCCAACUGAACAGUCAGGGAGGUGACCAAGAACCCGAUGGUCACUCUGACAGAGCUCCAGAGUUCCUCUGUGGAGAUGGGAGAACCUUCCAGAAGGACAAUCAUAUCUGCAGCACUCUACCAAUCAGACCUUUAUGUUAGAGUGGCCAGACGGAAGACACUCCUCAGUAAAAGGUACAUGACAGCCCACUUGGGAGUUUGCCUAAAGGCACUCAAAGAUUCUCAGACCAUGAGAAACAAGAUUCUCUGGUCUUAUGAAACCAAGAUUGAACUCUUUGGCCUGAAUGCCAAGCAUUAUGUCUGUAGGAAACCUGGCACCAUCCCUACGGUGAAGCAUGGUCGUGGCAGCAUCAUGCUGUGGGGAUGUUUUUCAACGGCAGGGACUGGGAGAUUAGUCAGGAUUGAGGGAAAGAUGAACGGAUCAAAGUACAGAGAGAUCCUUGAUGAAAACCUGCUCCAGAGCGUUUAGGACCUCAGACUGGGGUGAAGGUUCACCUUCUAACAGGAUACCGUCCCUAAUUACACAGCCAAUACAACGCAGGAGUGGCUUCGGGACGUCUCUGAAUGUAUUCGAGUGGCCCAGCCAGAGCCCUGACUUGAACCCAAUCUAACAUCUCUGGAGAGACCUCAAAAUAGCUGUGCAGCGAUGCUCCCCAUCCACCCUGACAGAGCUUGAGAGGAUCUGCAGAGAAGAAUGGAAGAAACUCCCCAAAUAAAGGUGUGCCAAGCUUGUAGCGUCAUACCCAAGAAGACUUGAGGCUGUAAUCGCUGCCAAAGGUGCUUCAACAAAGUACUGAGUAAAGGGUCUGAAUACCUCUACAAUCUUUUUUUUGCUAUGUCAUUAUGGGGUAAAGUGUGCAGAUUGAUGAGGGAAAAACGAUUUAAUCCAUUUUAGAACAAGGCUGUAACAUAACAAAAUGUGGAAAAGUCAAGGGGUUUGAAUACUUGAAUGCUCUGUACAUGCAUAGUGUGUGCAUAUUCUUUUCUCAUCUACAUAUUGUAACCCUAUGGGUCCUGGUCAAAAGUAGGGCACUAUAUAGGGAAUAGGGUGCCAUUUGGGACGUGAGCACUCACUAAUGACUGUUGAUGUUGGAAUCUGUAUUUCCGCUAUAAUCUCUCAAGCACAGGCUCACUCUGUACAGCCAGAAAUCUGGCAUUAGUCUUUCCCAUCUGGGGAAUGUAUGAAUAGACACCUCUGAAAACCAUUACCUGUGGAUUAAACAUUCAGGCUAGGUCAUCAAAAAUGUGUUGCUCCUUGCUCUAACCCUCUGCCUCUUACGGAAAAACCACAUGACUUAACAUGUGGGAAAUCCCAUGAUUUCACAUGUGACAUUUCCAUAUGUUCGGCACAUGUGAAAUCAUGUGUUUUUGGAACACUUCACGUUAUGUGGAUUUUCACACGUGAAACCAUGUGUUUUAAAUGUGAUAAUAUUUCACACGUGGAUUUUCACGUUGUGGAUCAACAUUUUCAAAUGAGAUUUCAUAGAUGAUGCCCUACAAACAAAAAUAAGUUGUUAUGAUACACAUUGUGUUUUCAACGUACAUAUUUGACAAACAUGACUACACUAGCUAGGUUUCCAUCCAAUUGGCAACACAUUUUAAUGUGAAUAUUCUAAACUCCGCAUGAAAACAAGAUGUGUUUCCAUCAAAUUGACUUGCAGAUAAAAGUGAUGAUGCAGUGCACAUAAAACUAAAUUUUGCAGUUAAAUUCCCAUAUACCGAAUAAAAAAUGCAAGUUAAA